This is a messenger RNA of Panicum virgatum (switchgrass), 2068 nucleotides long. RefSeq names its product probable serine/threonine-protein kinase PBL17. The record is from RefSeq and is a predicted model, not a curated record. The transcript is spliced from 7 exons. Lineage: Eukaryota; Viridiplantae; Streptophyta; Magnoliopsida; Poales; Poaceae. Gene Ontology annotation, molecular function: protein kinase activity; ATP binding. Gene Ontology annotation, biological process: protein phosphorylation. The coding region runs from base 445 to 1905 and encodes 486 amino acids.
GCCUCUCCUCUAAAAAACCUAGCUGCCCAAUCUCAGCUAAUCACAAAAAAUCACAGGUGGACUGCCUUCUCUACUUAAUUUUAGCACUAGAAGCAAGAACAGCAAAAAAGAAAAAUGAGAUGCUCAAGUAAUCAAGCCGAUCGGACAUGAGUACACAGUGAAAGCAGUAGAGAACGGAAAGGACUUCACUUGAGGAUUCAGGACUAACGGGCGGGCAUCGCUCCCGGCAUCUGCAACAAGCGGCAUUUGCAACAAGCUGCAACUUGAACGGCCGGCUAACCUUGAGAUUGAAUUUGUGCAAAUAUAUAUAUUUUGGAUCAAUUUACUCUUACAUUUACACCUGAUAUUGAAUAUUGUCAUCAACAUCACCAGUAGGAAGGAAUGCCCAGCAGCUUGGCGUGCAUGUCGUCGUCAGAGCGGCGGCGCCGGCAGACGGCCUGAAGCAUGACCAGCACGGGCGCAGCAGACGCGUGGCUCUGCAUAAUGCGCCGCGUCGCACGCCAAAUUAAGGCAUGCAGGCAGCCGGGGCGCUGGCCACCCAAAAGCAAGGAAGCUCCCUGCUCCGACCAUUCCUCCCGUCGCCUCCCUCCGGUCGUAUUCAUCUCGCUCUGGACCCGCCUCGCUCCUCCCUCCCUCGACCCCACCCACCAUCUCUCUCCCCGGCGCGUGGUCGGAGGCCGCCGUCGGUCGGCCGCCCUCGCCACCGCCCGGCCGGAGAGAUCGAACGCAUCAUCAUCAUCCUGCUGGAUGAUCAGCAGCCUGCCACCGCUCUUCCAGAAGAUGCAUCGGUGGAUCCUCCCCAGCUGCGGCGACAUCCGGCCGUCGCGGCCGUCGUCGUCCCGCCGCCGAGUUGCUGAGGCGCCGCCGGCGUCCCCGCCGAAGCUGAGGAAGGUGGUGUCGGAGGGGACGCUGGCGGUGCCCAAGGACGUGGAGGAGUUCCGGACGAUGUCGGCGUACGGGUUCCUCAAGCUCUUCACGUACGAGGACCUCAGGCUGGCCACCGGCGACUUCAACCCCGGCCAGAUCGUCGGCGAGGGCGGCUUCGGCGUCGUCUACCGAGGGUUCAUCGACGACGCCGUCUGCAAGGGCUUCGCGCCCACCGAGGUCGCCGUCAAGGAGCUCAACCCGGAGGGCCUCCAGGGAGACAGGGAGUGGCUGACGGAGGUGAGCUACCUCGGGCAGUACAGCCACCCGAACCUGGUGGAGCUCAUCGGCUACUGCUGCGAGGACGACCACCGGCUGCUGGUGUACGAGUUCAUGGCCAAGGGCAGCCUGGAGCACCACCUGUUCCGGCGCUCCUGCACCCUGUCUUGGACGAUGCGGGUGGCCAUCGCGCUCGACGUCGCCAGGGGCCUCUCCUUCCUCCACGGCGCCGAGCGCCCCAUCAUCUACCGGGACUUCAAGACCUCCAACAUCUUGCUCGACGCGGAUUUCAACGCCAAGCUGUCGGAUUUCGGGCUCGCCAAGGCGGGGCCCAUGGGCGGCGCCACGCACGUCUCCACCAGGGUCAUGGGCACCUACGGCUACGCCGCGCCGGAGUACAUGGCCACCGGGCACCUGACGGUGAUGAGCGACGUGUACGGCUUCGGCGUGGUGCUGCUGGAGAUGCUGGUGGGGCGGCGCGCCAUGGAGCCGAGCCGCGCGGGGGGGCGCGAGGGCAGCCUGGUGGACUGGGCGCGGCCCAUCCUGAUCCGGCCCAAGAAGCUGGAGCGGAUCCUGGACCGGCGGAUGGGCGGCCCGACGCGGGGCCUGGGCCGCGUGGCCCGCCUCGCCUACGACUGCCUCAGCCAGAACCCCAAGGUCCGGCCCUCCAUGUCCAGGGUCGUCAUCACGCUCGAGGCCGUCCUCGCCGCCGGCGCCGAGGAAGAAGGAGAGGAAGAAGGCGCGGCGGCCGCCGAGGCUUAGGUAGUAGGGUCAUCGUACUACGCUUCUUAGCUGUAUGUUUAAUCCCAAGGGCAUGUUGUUUGGCACAAUCCUAAUCCCAUGAGAGCUGUUCCUAUAAUAUAAUCUGAAGAUCAUUUGAUAUUUUCCAUGAAUUGAAACGAAGUUUGUGUAGUAAAAAGAUAAG